Messenger RNA from Cyanidioschyzon merolae strain 10D, 585 nucleotides. RefSeq lists its product as hypothetical. Gene Ontology annotation, biological process: DNA restriction-modification system. Lineage: Eukaryota; Rhodophyta; Bangiophyceae; Cyanidiales; Cyanidiaceae. Gene Ontology annotation, molecular function: endonuclease activity; DNA binding. Bases 1 to 585 code for a protein of 194 amino acids. Gene Ontology annotation, cellular component: mitochondrion. The record is from RefSeq and is a predicted model, not a curated record. The transcript has a single exon.
AUGACUGGGCGCGCGUUUGAGCUGCUUGUAGUAAGGCGUCUGAAGAACCUUCUGGGACCGACGUUGAGCUUGUCGCUUACUGGUGGGUCCUAUGACGGCGGCAUCGACGCUCUUGGGACGUGGUGCGUGCAACUUCAGCAGUCGGGAACGGCGAACGUCGCACUGCGGCGGCUUGCGCUCGCCGUGCAGUGUAAACAGUUGAAACGCGCAGUAGGACCGUCCGUGGUGCGUGAGUUCGAGGGUGCCGUGCGCAACUGGAAACGCGAGCUUGAAGGACACUCGGUGAACAAGACGGGUCUCGCAGGUGUUUUGGGCCUUCUCUGUGUGCAGCCACGCUUUACGGAGGCAGCCAUCGCGGUAGCCGGUCGUAACGAGGUACCGCUUGUAUUGGUCGUUCUGGAACGACCGCCAGAGCAGCACCCCGAGCACCAUGAAGAUCGUGAAGCUUGCAUCGUAGAAUUUCGGUUAAACAGGGCUGCUCGGUACCUCUUACCGCACAUGACAGUUUCAACGAAAAAAAUACCCUGCGAAUCUCCACUAGGCUCCCCGCUGUUUUUCGAGCAGAUCAGUCUCUGUUACGAAUGA